UGAUCUUCCUUCUCUUUUUCCAGAUCUCAGCCUGGUGAUUCUUCGCAAGUAUGAGUGGAGGAGUGAACAUCAAAGUCGCAUCUCAGACUCAGAGCGACGCAGGUGUCGGCUCCGCUUUGCCUUUACCUCGAAGCGUGAUGCCUCUCUCAAAGAUGGAUCCCAAACAACAACAAUACGGCGGCCUCUCCAAUCCCACCACGCAGUAUCAGCACCCAGCCAAGAGGCGGCCUUCCUUCCCUUUAUCUUCUGUUUCCUCAGGUCCUGCAGAGCCGCUCAGAGGUGCAGCUUUAAAGAACCACCUGCUGCAACACAAAGCCGGCAUGCAUUAUCACAGAAGCCCGGCAGCUACAGAGCGAACCGACGGGACUUGCUCGGCCUACAGUAGCCCGCAGAUACCAAAGAGACAAGCCCCGCGCUCGAAAGACACUCUCGACCUCCGCACCAGCACGCUCACUCAGAAGGCUUUGAGAGACCUGCAGCUGAGACGAAACACAAACCAGAACUGGACCUUUGGGAAAUAUCGCCUGAGAAGUGUGGACAACGACGCCCUGUGCAGGCUCUCAGGCCAGGGAAGAGGACGUCUGCUUCACAGUAAAAGCACAAAUGGAAAUGAGGAAUCCGGGGUUUCUUCAGCCAGAGUGGGAAACAUCCAAAGAGAGCUGAGGAACAUCUCAAGCCAGGACGUGCGAGGAUGCAAAAGACUGGUGUCCAGUAACAACCAAAAGUCUUCUUAUCAAACAUUCAACAUGCCAUGUCGAGCCAGUGAACCAGGGCAAGUCAACAUGGCUGCUGUUGCUCCCUUCAGGUUCAGAUAUCAGGUCCGUGAGGACACAGAUGCCACCCUUGAUGAUCUCAGUGACUGUUCAUCCGACUCCAUGGAGGUCUGCUGUGACGAUCUAGCGUGGCAGUUGUUCUCACCAGAGCCGCUGCCAACUCCCAACGAACGCUUCAUACUGCAUGUGGAUGCUGGGGAGGUGGUGGGGUUGAAAGUAAUAGGGAAGUACUGGUGA
Molecule: messenger RNA, 1010 nt
Organism: Labrus bergylta (ballan wrasse)
Lineage: Eukaryota; Metazoa; Chordata; Actinopteri; Labriformes; Labridae
Source: RefSeq, a predicted model, not a curated record